Molecule: messenger RNA, 813 nt
Organism: Mixia osmundae IAM 14324
Lineage: Eukaryota; Fungi; Basidiomycota; Mixiomycetes; Mixiales; Mixiaceae
Exons: 3
Coding region: 1-813 (270 amino acids)
Biological process (GO): Golgi to endosome transport; protein localization to Golgi apparatus; Golgi to plasma membrane protein transport
Cellular component (GO): Golgi membrane; trans-Golgi network
Source: RefSeq, a predicted model, not a curated record
AUGACCGGACGGGCACGGGGCUCAGAUGCCGGCGCGCCGUCUCAGUUUAGGCUUCAAGGCUGGGAUCCGCUCCUGAUCAUCUCGCAGAUCGUAUCAUUGCAGGCAGUACACUACCUUGUACUAGCGCUACUGAUUCCUCCUCUGCUAUGGAUGUUCGCCGAUCCACUCUCGCUCUCGCUAGAAGGCGGCGCGUCCAACGUCGCAAUGGUGAUGGAUUGGCGAGAAAUGGUGGGCAGAGCGACGAUAGAGGAAGACAUUGGCGCUCUCACUCGCUUGCCGUCUUCUCUCGGUCGUCACGCUCCUUCGACGCAUAGCCACUGGCGCGUCAGCAAUGCCACGAGAGAGUCAGAGACCGAAGUGGCCAAUCAUAUCAUCGCCAAAGUCGCGGAUGAGGUUGGCAGCUUUGCCGCCGAUCCUCUACGAGGCUACGUACUUGGACUCGCGUGGAUCGCUGCUUCAUCUCUCGAUGUUCUGUUCCUAUUUCAUUUUGUUCGCAGGCCGACUCACAUUCUCGACUUCUCACUGACGCUGCUCUUCAAUCAUGUCAUCUUGACGACCUACUAUGCUUCCUCGUUCCCAACGUCCAUCUUCUUCUGGCUCGUUUGCGCUGUAGCAGUCACGAUCCAGAUCGUCUGGGCCGAACAGCUCUGCAUCCGCCGGGAGAUGCGUGACGGACUCGGACUGAGCUGGAAGAACGACCAACGUGACGAAGGCGGCAUGGGCGGAAAUGCUGUCCGGACAAGAGAUACGCUCGAGCUCAAGACGGUCAACGGCUCCAAGUAUGCUCAAGUGGCGUCAGACGAAGACAGAUAG